CGGUUGACAAGAUAAGUUAUUUGAAAAAUAAUGGCUUUAAUAUGGCCCCUUAGCAUUUUACUUUGCAUUGUGCAGCCAUUAAUGCACAAGGUAUAGGAGUAAGGUCGUAUAAAUCAUGACCCUAAAGGACGGAUAUAUACUAUUUGAAAGCUGCCAUGUUCCUGGUGCUGGUAGCUUUAUGGUUGAUGAGGUUGAGCCACGGACAAGUUGCUGUAGUUGUAAACCUUACUCCUGAGGAAGAAGCCGCAUGUGUGAGUGGCUAUCUCCCAAUGGACACAGGUCUGCCAUCGCGAGACUGUUGUCGCUAUCUGCAGUGUUUGGGUAGACGGAAGGCAUAUGAGAGAGUAUGUGCCAAGCCACUCAUAUGGAACCAGAAGACGUGCUCUUGUGACCGUAAGAGAACGAGACCAGAAUGCAUAGAUACCCCGGAAGCUUGCUAUGAAACUAAGCAGCUAAAGGAGUGUCCAGAUCCUUCACUGCUGCCAAAUAACACUUGCUGCGCCCAUGGGACAACAUAUACUCCACUGAGUGACGGUAGGGGCUAUAGGAUAGAGGGAGAGCGUACAGCACAGGGCUGCCCUGAGGGACAAACUUUCAAAUUGAUACCCUGCUGUUGCGAAGGAGAGGUACCCAGCGGACGCGGCGAUUGUAUCCACUUCGGUUUCGAUGGCAAUGUUCGGGACGACAUCCAAGGGACGUUCAUAGCACAGGGAGGCUUGCAGAUAACGACAUCAGCCAAGGUGGGAACGGGGGCUGCGGUCUUCAACAAAACUAGACCUGCAUCCAUACCCUACUUCAGUAAAUUUUACGGAGGCUUUGAAGCAACGAUUGCAGCAUGGAUACGGAUAGAUGAAGUGGCAGGAAAUGUAUGGGACAACGCAGACAACAGUUCCACUGCUACGUUUUACUUUACGCUUAACCCGACCCCUGCCCCACAACAGGCAAAUGAUCGCGUUCCUGGUGGCCCUGGUCCAGAUUCAGCCAGAAUAGGUGGGCCCCCUGGUGGGCAAGGUUUCCCAGGCGGACCUCCUCUUGAUGGGCCAUCGCGUGAUGUGCCACCGGGACCCGGCCUCCCAGAUUUUCCCCGUAACGAAAAUGUCGAGUAUAUCAUCAAGUUCGGUGAUGCUAACGAUCCUGUGGUGGUGAGAGUCGGGGGUGGAGCGUGUCCCGGUCCGAAUUGUGGUUCCCCUGGAACUGGACCAUGGCACCAUGUUGCAGUGGUGUUGUUUAACGAUGUAGUGACGGUAUUCGUGGAUGGUCUUCCAACUGGUGAACCAAUACCUAACAAAGGAAAGCCUCAGAUUGGAACCAAUCGUCCACUUACAAUAGGGAGAGGUUUCAGGGGAGCCAUAGAUGAUUUCGUGAUGUGUAAAUUUGCCUGGACUAACGAAGAGUUGCAGGUUUAUGUCAAUGUCGACCCAACAAUACCCCAACAUUGAAGACAUUUCAGCAUCAAGCAUAUUCUCUUUUAUUCGCUGCUUCAUUGAGGAAUUUUAGAAUAUGAGUGAGAGAACCUUGUCAAGCAAUAACUUGAAUAUGGCUAGAAAUGUGAAAAUCUGACUAAGCCAGAAAAUAUGUUUUAAAUAUACUAAAAAGUCAUUCAUCAAUAUUCCAGGAAUAUAAAGACUAUGGGGUUCGACAAUGACCACAUUGAUUCUACUCUUAGAUACUUCACCAUGUAAGAAAAUCAAAAUAAAAGACACAAACUUAUCCCAACAAUAUUCAAACCUCAAUAAGAAUAGCUCAUACAGCAUAGUCUGUCCAUUUUUAAUAAUUUUCGGUUUAUUAAAUUUUAUUUUAUCUGUUUGUUGCAUAAAUUCUGAAUAAAGAUGAAAUAACCUGUGUUUUAAUUGACAUGAGUUUAUUGUAACACAAAUAAACAAUUUAUCUUACAAA
Messenger RNA from Owenia fusiformis, 1896 nucleotides. The record is from the annotation of a GenBank genome assembly. Lineage: Eukaryota; Metazoa; Annelida; Polychaeta; Sabellida; Oweniidae.